Molecule: messenger RNA, 7275 nt
Organism: Astyanax mexicanus (Mexican tetra)
Lineage: Eukaryota; Metazoa; Chordata; Actinopteri; Characiformes; Acestrorhamphidae
Gene: shroom2a
Product: shroom family member 2a
Exons: 11
Coding region: 1105-6243 (1712 amino acids)
Biological process (GO): actin filament organization
Cellular component (GO): adherens junction; apical plasma membrane; cortical actin cytoskeleton
Molecular function (GO): actin filament binding
Source: RefSeq, a predicted model, not a curated record
CCAUUCCAGGUUGUCUCUCUCGGGUUUGAGGAGGCUGGGAAACAGCAACAAGUGGCUACGGCUUCCAAGUGUAAGAAGGCAGUUUAUUUGGGUUCAGUUCGCUUUCCUUUUCGACGGCGACACUUUUAGACAAGUUAGAGAACUGUGCGUAUAAUUGUUAGACGUAACUUAAGCUCAGUAAGGUAGGUUAACUAACGUUAGGUGAAGUAAGGUAAGUUAGGUUAGCUGGCGUUUGUUUUUUGGCUGAGAAGCGAGGUAGUUAGCUAGCUUUAGUUAGCCUAAUGUUAGCUUGGUAACGUUACCGGCCCGGUUCACACUCUGCUUCAGUUUUUGUUCUAGGAUGUAGCUGGUUACAUUAAGUUUAUUCUCGGCAACGAUAACUUGCUUUCAAUCGUUUUUAUUUAAACGACAGUUUUUAAUUAAUUAGCGUCCUGUUUAAUUGGAAAUAUCGAGAUGUAACGUUACUUAACUUAGUUCGGUUAGUGUUAAUUUUGCGCCGUCAAGCUAACCUAGCUAGCUACAGUUAGCUUGGAAAAUUAAUUGCUAGGUAACUAGGUUACUAAAGCGACUCAACAUUUAGUUUACAUACACAGUAAAUGAAAUUUCUAUCUAUAAAACUGUUUUUUCCUUGUUUUUCUUUGUUUUUUUUAGGUCUCUGAACUAGCUAAUACAUUUUAAAUCUUUAAUGCCAAGGACCUGACUGUGACAAGCUGCUAACUAUAUUUUCGACGGAAAAAAAUAUUUUCCUGGCACUUCAUCUCUUUUUUGGGGACACUUUAAUUAAUAAACACUUUAAUUGAGAAGCUGAGGGGAGCAAAGACGAGGAGCCACAUUUUAGACUGGCAGGAAGCCGAAAGAUGGGUCAUUUACUCUCACAAGUCGACAUCCUGUUGUUUAAUUCUACCAUUUAAGAGCAUUAGCCAAGUGUCUUGCGGUUAAACAGGUGCUAUAACGCAGAAGUGACCAUAUGUAGCCUCCAGCGACUUCGGUUUUUUAUUUAAUUUUUUAUUUUUUUGGAGGAAAUUCGCUGCUCACCCCUUUUUUAUUCCCUCAGGGGAUGAAUUAGGUGUCGAAUUCGUUUCUCUAAAGUGCCAGGCAUUAAAUAUGUACGGAAUGGACACUAUAGAUGACCAUAACCUGGGCUCUAGAUUCACUGAUGGAGAUGAUGGACUGAUUUAUGACCCAGGCCGGACUGUACAUCAGUGCAGCAGCAGCAGUGGUGAAUCUGGAGAGGGUUGGAGAUUAAUCGCUGUCUCUCUGUGUGGUGGAGCACCAUGGGGUUUUACCCUCAGAGGAGGUCGAGAGCAUGGAGAACCGCUCAUCAUCACCAAGGUUGAAGAAGGCAGUAAAGCUGCGGCUGUGAGGCUCCAGGCGGGAGACGAGCUAAUAAACAUCAAUGACGUUCCCCUCAGUGGCUACAGGCAGGAGGCUAUCUGCUUAGUGAAGGGCUCCCACAAGACGCUCACGCUGGUGGUGAAAAGGAGGAUGAAAAUGGUGGAUAUUGUAACACAGAAAAUGCCUUCAGAAAGUGACGUUCAUGUGGCCCGGAGCUUUCUUACGAAGAUAUUGCGAAGUUCAAUGAGGAGAAAUGAAUCCAUGAGCAGACCUCACUCAUGGCACGCUACAAAAUUCAACGAGAGCCAAUCAGAAACUAGCAAAACACAGUCCACACCCUCACCAGUCUGGCAAACAAGAUAUGAUGCAAGUUCAUUCUCCUCUGACCUCACUGCUGGCUGGGACCAGACAAAUCUGCGCAGAGUGUCAGACCAGUUCAGUUCCCUGGGCAGUAUGGACAGCUUAGAGCACGGCUCACACCCAUAUCCACCUGGCAGGCUCUCUCCAAGCAAGUCUAAUGCCAACAGCAUUGAACAUUUAGGAGGUGGGAAAAGAGACUCUGCGUAUAGCUCCUUCUCAACGAGCUCAGGAACCCCGGAUUAUACACUAUCCAAAAGCAACACAGCUUCCACAGAGAACAUGUUAUACAAAGUAGGCCAGUGGGACUCAGGAAGCAACAGGCCUAGCAAUGGCAGGAACAGUCAGAGCAUGAGUGAGGGCAUGCGACAUGAUGAAAGGCUUGGAUACCUACAGCUACCUUCAGGGACCAAUGGGCAGGAAAGUCCAAGAACAGAGGAGCAGCCAGGCUACCGCCAUUCUAGUUCUGGAAGGUCUAGCACUGGACCGGUCUGGCAUAUUCCAGACACAAAGAAGACUAUGGCCCCUUCACCUCCACCGCCUGCACCACCAACACGCAGUGAUAGCUUUGCUGCUACCAAGGUUCAUGAAAAGGGCCUGGUUCUAACCUACGCAGAGGGUCCUGGAGUUCAUGUCCAGUCAAAAUUUCAGGUGAAAGGACUAGAGAAAGCGUCAGAGAUUUCUGACAAUACUCAGAGAACCUUACCAUACCCCACCAGCGAGUCAGGUCUUGAAUCUUGUCAAAACUACAAUAACCCUCCAACCAAAGGUGAUGUGCUUAAUUUAAAUUCAAACAAGACCUACUCUCUGUCCACUACUGAUGUCAGAGUAGGCCAUUCAUCUUACUCUCAGUUGCCCUACCAUCAGCGGCAGUACAGCGACGAAAGCACUUUCCGUGCCCCAGCCAGGACUUCAUCUGCGCCUAAGCCUCAGAUCAUCAGCAGUUCCUGCAGCAGUAUGCAGGAGUUACCUACCAACAGCCACGCUCCUCACUAUAGCCAGAACCAGAUUAGAAGGCCUGUAGGUUCAGUCUCCAGCACCUCCAUUGACCAAAAUUCUGACAUGCACAACUCCAGCAGAUACUACUGCGUCACAUCUCGACAACACCCUCAGGGCAUGUUGCAAGCUUCCUUAGUGAGAGUAGAGGACUGGAAGGCUAAUGCUGGUACAGAGGUAUCUCAUAGUGGAGAUUCCAACAGAACAUCCUUAAGCUCUCAAGGACUACAUAAGGACAAGUACAGCACACCUCAGCUACAACAUCACCUCCCAAAUAACAAAGAGAGCAAUGGAUAUUACAGACAGGCAGAUGGCCAGCAUAGGCCAGCAUUCUCAGCGGUCAAUAACUUUGGUCCUUUACCUGAUGAUGUAGCUGCUAAAGCUUCAGACGUCAGAGGAAUCCAAAAGCAAAAUGUUGUGACAAAUCCAAAUCCAGACACCCAUUUUGUCACUGAGCAUGGAAGAAUUGCAGCACCACCUGUCCAUUCAAGAGAAUCCUCCCAAGAUCACUUAUUGACUAAAAACGAUACACCCCCAGUAUCCCCCCAGAAAACCCCUUUAAUGCAUUCACUGUCUCAAGAGAGCAGUCAGCUAAGUGGUGACCAAGGUGACACGGAAAGUGGAAGCUCACAACAGGAAUCCAUAGAUCCUCAAACAGGGAGGCAGAUGCGACGUGCUGACCGCUAUGCCACCACAUUAAGAAACGAAAUUCAGAUACGGAGAGCACAGCUUCAGAAAAGUCGUAGUGCAGCAGCCUUGGGUGGCUCAGUUGAGACUGAAGAGGAGCCAUCUCUCUGGAAGUCCACAGAAAGUUCUCCUAUGUCCGCUGAUGGUUCCUUCACUAGCACCUAUAAAGAUCAUUUAAAGGAGGCUCAGGCACGAGUUCUUAAAGCUACCUCUUUCAGGAGAAGAGACUUGGAGCCAGUGCUACCAGAGCACCCAGGAGCUGAAGUUCUGUCCUCUGUACGGAAGGAUACACCAUCGCUGCCAAGUGUCUCUGAGGUCCCUUCAAGCAAACCUGCGUCAGGGGGUAACCAGGUGACCCGCAUAUGUGGCAGGAAGCGGUUUCCAGUAGAAAAGAAAGUACGGUCAUUCUCUGAGCCUGAUAAAAUUCAUGAAAUGGGUGUUGAGGAAGAGCCAACUCUCCUAGAGAAUACUGUAUCUUUAGUCAGCAGACGUACAUUUUUUGAGGCUAAAGGAAAGUCUGCCUACCCUAAGCCCAUGCCAAAGCAAAAUCCACAAAUAUCUGAUGACCACAGGCUGGCGAGUAAGCCUGGUGGAAAACCUCAUGCUGCAAAAAAUGAUACCCCCAUGAGUGAUAGCAGUGCAAAGACAGGAGCAGCAGCAGCAACUACUGAGAACAUCUCAAAUGAAGGCCAAGAUGCCCCUAACCCCUUGCACAGACUGGGUACUUUUGCAGAAUAUGAAGCCACUUGGAAGACACAGAGAAAAACGGUGGAGCCAAGGACGUCUGGAAGAUACCACUCAGCAGAUAAUAUCCUUGAUUCUGGUGUGGAGGACCGAAAUAAGCCCCCUUGUUUUCAUGGAAGAUCACGCUCCUCUCCUUCUGAUGACUUCUAUGGUCAGAACAUCCAGGUACAGGGAAGAAAGUUAGCUGAGUACCGUCUACCUGAGAGAAAACUCUCUGAUCAUGACAGCUCCAGCCCAAGGAUAAAUGAAGGAGGAUACAGCGAGUUGGCCUCAAAGCAGGAUCUAGAUCCAGCACAAUCAGUUUUGGUUGAAGGGGACCUGGAGAGAAACCCCUCAGGCCCUCUGCCAGGUCAUCAUAAAUCUCCUCCCAACCCUGCUGGCCUUUCCUCCUACUUUCCUGACCACAGCAACAUCCCAGACCACUCCUUCAUCACCAAAGGCAAGGGCUCGAGUUCUCAGAGACCUUCCCUGCCCCGCCUGGACAAGUACAAAUGCCUUGAGACUCCACCUCCUCUCUCCAGCUCUCAGGGUGGAACCACAACUUCCUGCUCUCCUGUUCGAGACACCACCUCUGUCCCCGCCCAGGUUUUCUGGAAGGACUCAGAGUACAGUAGAGUUUCAGAAAAGGAGGAGGAGCAGCAACUGGAGAUCACACCUCCGGCCCCUCCCUCCCCUUCUGCUCCGCCUGUACAACAAGCCUCUGACCUGACCCGGCCCACCAUGGAUGGUCAGCGCUCCCCAUCGCCACAGUUUGCUCCCCAGAGACUGACAGAUAAACCCCCUGUGUCCAUCUCUCUUCAGGAUGAAGCCUCAGGAAGGCUGACUGAUGACAGCACCACAGUGAAAAAAGUGCCCAUCAAGAUCGUCCGCUCUGAAAGUAACGCAGAGAAAGAAAGUCGACAGUAUCUGAACCCAAGCAUCGAGACCCUUCCCAGCUCCCACAGCUCCACAGUCUCAUCUCUCUCCUGCCUGGCAACCUCUGAGCAAUCGUCCUCUCCGUUCUGCACAUACACACGCCAAAGAGACCCGGAGCCCGAAGUAGGAGACACUGCUAUGGGCAAUCAGAAAGAACAGGAGCCUCACAACAUUUCUGCAGAGCCCCAGGAUCAGCAUGGCCUCCAGAAAGGCCAGAACGGGGAUCAGAGCAGUAAUGGAGUCUCCUCAGCCGACUUCAGUGCCUCCACCCAUUCUAAAGAGGAUGAGAAAAGGCAGGUACUGGCCAGAGACAUUAUUGAUAAAGAUAAGUCUCUGGCUGACAUUUUGGAUCAGAGUAAGAUGAGGACCACUAUGGAUUUGAUGGAAGGACUUUUCCCCCAAGGAGAGCAACUGAUGGAGGAAGCUCAUCAGCGUAGAAAGGUUGUGCCAAAGCAAACUUCGUCACGCAGCUCUGAGGACAGGAGGGAGGAGGACACUAUGGCAGCAGUGGCGGCUCUGGUGACCAGUUCAGCUUAUUACAGCACAUCAGCUCCCAAAGCCGAGCUGCUGAUUAAAAUGAAGGACAUGCAGGAGCAGGUUGUGGAGCUCGACUCAGAGGAGGAGCUGGAAGAGGACAACGACAGUGAACUCGCCAACAAGAAGCAAGAGCUAAUUGAGAGUCUUAGCAAGAAGCUGCAGGUGUUACGGGAGGCUCGCGAGAGUCUACAGGAGGACAUGCAGGACAACAAUGCAUUGGGAGAAGAGGUGGAGGCCACAGUGCAGACUGUCUGCAAGCCUAACGAGCUGGAGAAGUUCCGCAUGUUUGUGGGGGACCUGGACAAAGUGGUCAGUCUGCUGCUUUCUCUGUCUGGACGUCUGGCCAGAGUGGAGAACGCCCUCAACAGCCUUGAGGAGGAUGCAUCAGUCGAAGAGAGGCGCACACUGACAGAAAAGCGCAAGCUGCUGAUCCGCCAGCACGAGGACGCCAAGGAGCUGAAGGAGAACCUGGACCGGCGUGAGCGCGUGGUUUACGACAUCCUGGCCAGCUACCUCCAGGAAGAAAGCCUAGCAGACUACGAGCACUUUGUUAAGAUGAAGUCAGCCCUUAUCAUUGAGCAGCGCAAACUGGAGGACAAGAUCAAGCUCGGAGAGGAGCAGCUCAAGUGUCUGAUGGACAGUUUGCCUCCAGACCAGAGGAUGCUUAUCUGAGGACCACAAUCUGAGGAGCGUCUACAUGAGGAUCCUCAAAACUCUGCUCUAGUAUGACGUCUCCUGGCAAGUCGGCACAGCAGCGCUUGCAUUGUUAAGUGCUAUUGACUUUGAAGUAACUGGUCAUAAAAUUCUGUCCAUAUUUAAAAUACUGAUUCUGAUUAGACUCUCUGCCAUUGCUGAGACCCUGAUGGUGCUGGGCGCUUUCAGAAUUCUCUGAAUCGGCAUUUAUUAACACUGUAUGAACGUUGCGUAUUGAACGGAUCACUUUUUGGCUGUUUUAAGACUUUAGGACUUCUAAAUUCAACUCUCCCUGGACAGUCUAUUCAAUCCUCUAUAUUAUGUGAAUUUAAAAAAGAAAUACUGGAAGAAAGUUUUUUUUUUUUUUUUUUGGAAGAUUUCUCAAAGCGCUUAUUGUUAAUACCAUGGUGUUUUAUUGUGUUCUUUUAUUCCAUCCCCUAACAGGACAGUCUACUACAUAUUAAUCAUAUUGUCUUUUUACUGCAGUGUUGCUGUUUAACCACUAGAGGGUGAUCAAAGAUUUGUAUUAUUUUUGCUUCAACCCAGAGCACAAAACUUCUCAUUCCUCUCUCUUUCAACUAGAAUAAACUUAGAAGAAUUUCACAUAACUAUAUACAGCUCACAUUUAUAACAUUUCUCCCAUAAUUUUUCAUUCAUUCAUUCAUUCAUUCAUUUUAAAAUACCACACACUUCAGGAGUUUUUAACCUCCAACAUCAUUUUUAUGAUGGUGAAUUAUUUCAGUAUCAGUCCCUGUACUCUGACAUUAAUUCAAUGUUUUUAGUAAUUUAUUGUAGGCUUUUAAAUCUGUAAAUAAAACUACUAGAAUAGGCUAGUAUUUUAUUCCUUUGCUUAAGCCUUUCCGUUAGCAUACCUGCUUUUUUAUAGAACUGUAUCUCCACAUCAUGAAGUGUAACUUUGGAAUUAGAGCUGCCUCAACAUAUUGCAUAUUGCUGAUUUUCUUACUGAGGAUUGAAUGCUUGUCUAUAAAGUACUUGGCUGCCUUUUGCUCA